Molecule: messenger RNA, 582 nt
Organism: Zygotorulaspora mrakii
Lineage: Eukaryota; Fungi; Ascomycota; Saccharomycetes; Saccharomycetales; Saccharomycetaceae
Gene: JAC1
Product: J-type chaperone JAC1
Exons: 1
Coding region: 1-582 (193 amino acids)
Biological process (GO): protein complex oligomerization; [2Fe-2S] cluster assembly
Cellular component (GO): mitochondrion
Molecular function (GO): ATPase activator activity; protein-folding chaperone binding
Source: RefSeq, a predicted model, not a curated record
AUGCUACGUACUGCUGUGCAGAGAAGAUCAAUAUCAACGUUCUAUGAAUUGUUCCCACGGACUUUUCCUAAAGGCACUCCACAGUGGAACAUAGAGCAGUCGAAACUUCGCAAAGAAUAUCGAGCACUACAAGCGCAGUAUCAUCCUGAUAUGCUUUCUGCAACGUUUGGCAAAUCAAGUGACCAUGAUGGUGGUGACCAGUCGUCUUUGUUGAAUAAAGCGUAUCAUACGUUGAAGGAUCCUUUAUUGAGAUCGCAACACAUCCUCAAAGCUGUUCAGGGUACAGAUUUAAGUCAAGAACGAAUAGCACAAGAUAUAAUGCAAAGCAAUCCAGAUCUCCUUAUACAGGUUUUGGACACGCAUGAGCAGUUAGAGGAGGUACAAAACAUUGAAGAUGUUCAUGUAAUUGAGAGAGAGAACAAACAAAGAAUCACAAGUAUCGAACAUCAAUUAGAACAAUGUUUCAACGACAAAGACUUUGCCAAAGCCUCAAAGCUUACUGUAGAAUUGAAAUAUUGGGUCAAUUUGGCGAAAGCUAUUAAAGAGUGGGAACCUGGCAAGCCGGUAACCCUCUCGCAUUAG